AUGUAUAUUUGCUCUGUCCUGGUGAUUGGCUGGCUGAUCUCCAGAACCGUGUUGGUCGCUGGGUCAGACCUGGACUCCUUCAUCCAGAACCUGACCCAGCGCUCCUCCCCCUGGGUUCGGCCGGUGCAGUCCUGGGACCGGGCCCUGCAGGCGCACACAGACCUGCAGCUGCUCGCCGUGCUGGACGUGAGAUGGAGGGAUGAGUUUCUGUCCUGGGACCCAUCCUCCUACGAUGGGCUGUCCCAUUUCACUCUGCCCGCAUCCCAGGUGUGGACCCCUGACCUCUUUGUCCGUGAAGCGGUGAGUGAGAGCAGGCAGCAGGCAGACCCCUUUGUGUCAGUGAGCUCCUCAGGGUGGGUUAGACGCUCGGAGCUGGUGCAGCUCCGCCUGCACUGCGGCCUGUCCCUGUUCCUCUUCCCCUUCGACAAGCAGACCUGCAACAUCACCCUUGGCUCCUACCUGCACGCAGUACAGGAUGUGCUGUUGGUGGAGGAGACGGCUACAGACUUUGUGCCCAGGACCAAUGGCUUCACACUGCAUGGGGAGUGGAAGCUCCUGUCUGUGCAAUCCCGUGCCUUCACAGAACCACAGGGAGAGCAGCACUUCUCCCGCAUCACCUACCAGGUGGAGCUUGGUCGCUACUCUCUGUACUACGUGGUGAACCUGAUGGUGCCCAGCGCCCUGGUGCUGCUGAUCGACCUGGCGGGCUUCGCCAUCCCCGUGGAGAGCUCAGAGCGGAUCCCCUUCAAGGUCACCCUGCUCUUCGGCUACGUGGUCUUCCUGCUGCUGCUGCCCGACCUGCUGCCCCCUUUCCGGGACUACACACCCGUGAUGGGGCUUUACCUGGUGGUGAGCCUGGUUUUCCUGUGCCUCAGUAUGGCCGAGUCUGUCCUGCUCCUGGCCUUGGGUCAGCCCGACGUCCUGCAGCGCUCCUCUCUGAUCCAGCGCCUGGCUACCCUCCUCUGCCGGGACGUCCCGCAGAGCACUCUGCUGGGCCAGAGGGCCCACAGCAGGAGAGCUAGAAAAGGUCUUCAGCACUCCUACGGGCUGGGCCGGAGGGGGGCGGAGUUGGACGGGCGUUGGAUGGGCGUGGCCACGGGCUGUGGGUGUGGCUGCAUGCUCCAUGCUCUGGCGGACGAGCUGGAGGAGGUGAGCGAGGAGCUGCGGACUCUGACCCAGAGACAAGCACAGCGCAGUGACUCACUCUGCCUGAUGGAGGCGCUGGACCGGCUCUGCUUCCGCAUCUACGCCUUUCUGCUCCUCACCUUUCUGCUCUCAAUCAUCCUGCUGUGGGCCCUGUACAGGUGAUACAUAC
Molecule: messenger RNA, 1315 nt
Organism: Anguilla anguilla (European eel)
Lineage: Eukaryota; Metazoa; Chordata; Actinopteri; Anguilliformes; Anguillidae
Product: 5-hydroxytryptamine receptor 3A-like
Exons: 8
Coding region: 1-1308 (435 amino acids)
Biological process (GO): chemical synaptic transmission; regulation of membrane potential; signal transduction
Cellular component (GO): synapse; membrane; neuron projection
Molecular function (GO): extracellular ligand-gated monoatomic ion channel activity; transmembrane signaling receptor activity; neurotransmitter receptor activity
Source: RefSeq, a predicted model, not a curated record